AUGGUGAAUCAUGAUAAAAUUCCCCUUGGUGAUAUCCUAUAUAAUGCCAUUCUUGGGAAAACCAUUGGUCAUGGUACCAAGCACAAGGGGACUCUUGUGUUCCCCUGUCUGAUUCAGCGCCUUUGUGAGAAAAAUGGGGUGGCAUUUCUUGAUUCCGAUCAGUGGCAUCCCCCCAUUGGUCCUUAUGGCAAGGCCUCUGCUGCCCUUAGCCAGAGAGUUUCCAGGACCUUUCUCACUUCUGUGUCGUCUUCCUCUGAGAAUGCCUCUCUCAGAGCUCAGCUGGCUGCCAAGGAGGAGUAUAUCCAACAUCUUUUGACCCUCAUUCCAUCCACUUCGAUUCCUGCACCUGCUGCUGCUGCUGCCACUGCAGAUCCUCAGCCUGCUUCUGCCACUGAUGAGGACUCGGAUGACUCUGUGGAUUCUGGUGGCUCUUUGAUCUUUUAG
Molecule: messenger RNA, 444 nt
Organism: Prunus armeniaca (apricot)
Lineage: Eukaryota; Viridiplantae; Streptophyta; Magnoliopsida; Rosales; Rosaceae
Source: the annotation of a GenBank genome assembly